Mixia osmundae IAM 14324 is the source of this 1160-nucleotide messenger RNA. RefSeq lists its product as uncharacterized. Lineage: Eukaryota; Fungi; Basidiomycota; Mixiomycetes; Mixiales; Mixiaceae. The record is from RefSeq and is a predicted model, not a curated record. Bases 401 to 1033 code for a protein of 210 amino acids. The transcript is spliced from 3 exons.
CACGCGGCGCUAACCCGUCGCGACCGAGCUGACGGAUCAUGCGCAUUGUCGCUGAUCACUCCUCGGCUUUAGUAUGUCCAUCAUCCCGCGUCUCCGCGAUGAUUCUGAUAGGGGCUCGGAUGAUCUGAUCAACCAAUCAGCCGAACUGUUUGAUCGCAUACACUUCCAGUUCGCCUUGCCUGACUUUGACUUUGGCACGAGGUCCAGCCCUACGCAUCUUCCAUCCCGCUGCAGAUCCCUCAAGAUGAUACCACGCUACGCCUCAUGUCUCGCGAAGUAUGGGUACGGUAGCGAUGGUCUCGACCGGACGACAAUUAUAGACCAGCGCGUUCGACCCGCAUAAGUAGACUGCCCUUCAGAUUCUUGCCAAUUCCCAGAUAAGCCUUUGCCUUAGUUCAGAAUGCCGUCGCAUCAUUCUCAUGGUCACUCGGACAACAGAACAUCGCGUCCGCACGCCGACCGACAUCACUCGCACUCGCAUGGGCAGAGCAGGCGGCACUCGAAGCCUGCACAGCCGGUCAUGGUGCAGAACCCAGCCUACAUGGCCGGUCAGCAGAUCCAGCAGCCCAUGAACCAAUUUCAGCCGGUCUAUAUGACUUCGCCGAUCGCUACACCAAUUGCCUCGCCCAUGAUGACCCGUCCUGUAUCGCAUGCUCAACCAUCGUACCUCGAAAAGGACAUGUCUCCCGCUGGCUAUCCCUUUGUGCUCGAAACGGCCGGCCAGCCUGUCCAGAGACGCGACAAUCGACGUCGCAACCUGCUCAUCAUCAUAAUUGUUGCCGUCGUUGUCAUACUCGCCAUCGCUAUUGGCGCUGGUGUCGGAGUGAGCCAACACAAGAAGCACAGUAGUGUAUCGAAGACGAGCUCGGGCAGCAGUAACGCUUCAUCCAGCAGCGCUGACAGCAGCGACAGUAGCUCCUCCGAUUCUUCUGGUGGCGAUGAAAAUUGUCUGCCGGAUGGCACUUGCGCCGGCUCGCUCGGACCAAAUUCGGUUGGCCCCAGUGGAGCCUUGGACGGCUCAGACGAUGACUAGUUGGGACGUGCUGGGACCCUGCAAGCUGCCCCCCCCCCCACCUGGCUCUUGCCUGCUUUACAUCUUGUGGUAUAUUGGACGGUUGUAGGAUUAUGUCACUUUCAGGAUACACAACGAUUGCUGGCCU